Molecule: messenger RNA, 5343 nt
Organism: Leptidea sinapis
Lineage: Eukaryota; Metazoa; Arthropoda; Insecta; Lepidoptera; Pieridae
Product: heparan-alpha-glucosaminide N-acetyltransferase-like
Exons: 10
Coding region: 159-1877 (572 amino acids)
Source: RefSeq, a predicted model, not a curated record
GUUUCUAUUGUCUUGUGAUUGUGCAAACUGCAUUUCUAGUUAGUUUGUUUGAUUACUGAUUGUGUAUGAUAAUGUUUAAUUUAUCAUUAUAGAUAAAUAAUAGUUAUUAUAUUCGUUAAUACGUGUCUUAUAAAUUUGUUAUGUUUGCCUUAUGAACGAUGUUGGGCCAAUUCGAAAACGUUGGUGCAUUUAUUCGUAAUUGCAGUGCGAAAACAUUACGAUAUGAUCAAGCAUGUUUGGAGUUAAUAACAGAUGAGCCCAUUACUUUUUGGAGUCAAUAUGAAGAAUGUGAGAAUUGCAUGUUAUUGGAGACUGCAAAAUUAUCAAAAACGGGAAACAUCAUUCUUGAAACCAUAAGCCCUUUGCAUUAUGCUAUUAAAAGUGGCAAUGGAGAAAUAUGUAAUGGAACCUAUAAGUUUGAGGAGUAUGGACAGUACAGCAUUAAUGUGACCGAGGUUGUAAAAGAUGAGUGCCUCCCUCGCAUGACAGCGGAACCAGACGCAGCCUACCUGCCGAUACUUACUGCUGUUGUAGUGCUGCUGUCGAUGGCAACUCUGUGGUAUAUUGUAAAAGGAAUUGGAAAGAGGGUUGUUGCUGGACGUCUUUAUGCGAGAUAUUUUGCGAGAGAGGACAACGAGUUGGGCUCCGAAACCCGCGUGCUGACCACCGAGGAUAGCGUACCACGCGCCCCGCCUCGCUCCCGUCUUCGCUCUCUGGACAUAUUCAGAGGAUUCUCCAUCGCGCUCAUGAUAUUCGUGAACUCGGGCGGCGGCGGGUACCGAGUCUUCGCCCACUCCGUGUGGAACGGCAUCAGUGUGGCCGACGUGGUGUUCCCCUGGUUCGCUUUCACCAUGGGAGAGUCACUGGUGCUCUCGUUGAACGCGAGGCUCAGGACUUCCCUGCCGAGGAUGACCGCCUUGAGACAAGUAAUAUACAGAUCGCUGGCACUAUCUCUCAUCGGUAUCUGCCUGGGCUCUGUCAAUGUGUCUUGGGGGGAUGUCCGACUGCCCGGAGUGUUGCAACGUUUGGCAGCUAUGUACCUCAUCGUGGGAGCCCUGGAGUGUGCCUUCAUGAGAACCAGCCAGAACAUAGUCCCAGGUCGGUCACUGGUGCGGGACCUGGCGGCGGGCUGGCAACAGUGGCUCGCCACGUGUCUUCUGGUGGCGGUGCAGGUGUGUAUCACACUAACAGUAGCGGCCCCAGGCUGUCCCCGGGGGUAUUCCGGCCCGGGAGGCCUACAUCGCACUGCCUUAGGAGACUUCUCACUGCAGAACUGCACGGCUGGCAUUGCGGGGUAUAUUGACAGAUUAAUCUUGGGUCCGACUCAUCUGUACCAAAGAGGUACCUUCCGCAGCGUAUACCACACUGUUGAGCCCCACGACCCUGAGGGUCUGCUGGGUAUACUGUCCGGAGUGCUAGUCGUGCAGGCGGGUGCACAUGCCAUGAGGAUCAUGCUAGCCUACAACCACGCCAGAGCGCGGAUAAUGCGGUGGGUGUUCUGGUCGGUGGUGUUCGGCACAGCGGGUGGAGCGCUCUGCUCCUUCUCCAAGAACGGAGGUGUUCUGCCCAUCAACAAGAACCUGUGGUCGCUCUCCUACUGCCUGGUGACGGCCGGGAUGGCUUUCUUCGUGCAGGCCACACUGUACUUCCUGGUGGACUUGAAGACGAAGUGGGGCGGGCGCCCUCUGUACUACGCCGGUCAGAACGCUCUGCUGCUGUACGUGGGCAGCGAGCUCCUGAAGCGCCACUUCCCGCUGUACUGGCACCUGGCUGCUCCCUCGCACACCCAGCUGCUGACGGCCCACGCGGCCGCCAUGCUGAUUUGGCUCGCGGUCGGCGUCGCCCUCCACAGAAAGAGAAUUUUCAUCACGCUGUGAUGAUCCUCUGCUUUCGUUAUUGCCCAUAUAAUAUAUCGAUCUACUAUCUUGAAUAGGCGUGAUGACAGAUUUUGGAUUCCCCUUGUAUGAAGUCCCGGUGCACGGCUACUACUUCCAAAUUUUACCACUGGAAGGCUCCUUUGCACAGGAUGUCGGAUUGAUUAUGGGUGCCUAUGCCACAACGGCGCCUAUUUGUGCCGUGAAGCAGAACGUACUGUGUUUCGGUCUGAAGGACGCCGUAGCUAGUGAAAUUACUGGGCAAAUUAUACUUAACAUCUUAUGUCUCAAGGUGACGAGCGCAAUUGUAGUGCCGCUCAGAAUUUAUGGGCUUUUCCAGAAUCCUUAGGGGCACUGCAUUGUAAUGGGCAGGGCGUAUCAAUUACCGUCUCGUCCCGUAUUUUUAUUAAAAAAAUAUUUUGAGCUAUAAGUUGCUGAAUUACGCACGAUGACGCUCGUAAGAGUCACGGUGGCUGCCUAUGACGUCAUUUUCUGAUCGCAACUCGUGUGAUCUUGAGUCUCGGAUGGCUUGGAAACUGAAAACCAACAAUACAAGAACUUGGAAAAUGAAACAACUUGGUUACACUUAUAUUACGUAUAUCAAUGAAGUACAUUGACCGCGUCUGAGCACAUUACGUAAUAGUUAGUAACAAAACCGCACGAAAUGAACGGACGCUUCCGCGAGCUCACUUCUCGGUAGGUACGCUUGUCUUGAUUCAUUUAAUAAGAUAAUUAUCAUAUCAUUUCAUAAAACAACUCCCUUAAGAGUUAUACUACGAAAGAAAUAAAAAUAGAUGCAAACCGUUCCAAGCCUUGCGCUCAACAUUAUUGAGCCGUGACGUCAUUAUCUCUGAUUUGUGCUUCACUAAACAUUUAAUUUUUUUUCUUAUAUCUCGAUACUCUCAAUGUUUUAAUCACAACUGAGUAAAAUUUUGAUAGGUAAUCCAUUUAUCAGAAUUUGAAAACCAUUUAUUAUUCGAUUCAUAUUGUCAUCAUGCCCAUUGUGUAACUUGUCUAUACUUUCUAACAGAAUUUAUUGUAUAUUGAGAACGUAGAAAUAUAUUUUUAGCAAAAAUUUGCGUCAAAUGUGGUCCUAUCGCUGAUUACAUAAUCACAUCAAUGCCUUGUUCAACCUCCAAAAUAAUGCAUGAUGGAAGUUGUUUGUAAAACUGUAUAUAAUGUUUAUAUGAUAGGUUUAUUUUGCAGCGUUCAUUCUAUUUAUAUAUUAAUUAAAUUUUAUUUUUAAUGUUUACAUAUACGACGGUAAAUAAAUAAUAACGCAAUUAAACUUAUUUUGAAUUUUGAUGGCUGAAUGCAUAAAAACUUCCGUGUUUAAAAAAAGUAGCACCCACGAUAUUUUGUUGUUACUUGAAUUUUCAAAAAAUUGCGUCUUGUAUUUAUUGUGAUGAUGUUAAUGUGGCGUUAUUCGUAAAUGUAUUAAUAAUGUCGUUCGAUGAACGUUUGACGUUCUCAGUUCCACUCGUACUUAUUUGAUUAGUUGAGAAACGAUUUAGUGCAAUAUUUGUUUGUUAUAGACUAUCACAGAAAUAACACGAUUGAGAAAGAUAGUCGUGGCUAUUUGGAGCUCCCUUGCUGCAACACGUAUGGUUUACUUACUUGUUUUGAGACCAGCAUAGAGUAACACGGUCCACCGAGAGAAGAAGCCACAGCGUUUUUUCUGUAACUGUAACUGUCUGUCAUUUUUGGUGGGGAGAAAUCUGCGUCACGCACACUAUCUCAGACUCCCACACAAAAACAAUCGUCUAUCACUACGAAACUCACACGUUAAACUUACAACAGUAAUUUCUCAAACACGUGAUACAUUCUGCGUUAUAACAGUGUAAUAAAGCGACGCCACUACAUGACAAGCUAUGCUAGACGUAGCAUUAUUAUCGAUAAAUUCCAGAAUUUUUCGAUACUACGUUUCGACAGUUCACAAAAAAAAUUGUGGGGCGACUACUCAAACCCGCGACUAGAUUUAGUCUAGGGAGGUGUGCGGCUUCAAUUAGUUCUAUUAAAUUCGCAUAGCUGCGUGGACUUGUACUCUGACAACUCCUAGUUAUGCGGAGUCUACUCCCCUCCGAUCCGCCGGUGGUCCGUGUUGAUCUAUGUUUGAAGCUGUCUGCCGAGUCUGCAAUAAAACAUCGAUAAUAUACACAUAACAUAACACACACGGACGAUGAUAAAACCAGAACUUUUGCUGGCGGUACGACAUUAGAACGCAAGUUGAUUACAACAAAAUAAGUUUGACAUGCAUCUAAAUUUAGAAUUGUCUGUUGCAACGAUGUAGGAUGCGUCCGUCCUUUGUGAGAACACGUGCGUCAUGUUGGCUCAUAGUAAAUGAUCACCGACCGGAAUUUUUUUUUACUUCACAACCGUAAUAAAACAGCUUAUUUUGAUAAAAAAUAUAAGAUCUUAAUUGAUAUUGGUAGAGAUUAGUUGAUAUUGUUAAGUUAGUGUUUUGUUGUUAAUAUUAGUUUGUGUGAGAUGUGUAUCGUAGUCCUGUCAUGUACGUGUCUCCUUUGAAUACAAACUGUGUCGCUAUGUAUGAUCCGAGAGUAUGACAAGUAAUACAGUCAGCAAUGUAGCCCAGAGAGUACAGAACAGUCUGCAGGUCCGUUGUAGUGAACUCCGGACGUGGUUCAAUAUGGCGUGUCUAUUGACGUCUCCACUCGUUUAAUUACUCCAUUGGCACAACAAACUGAAUGAUACGAAAACACACAAUUAUUAAAACGGUCACUAAAAUGAAUUGUCAUUGAUUACCUUUUUUCGUGUGAUUUUUUUUACUCUUUUCGCAAGUGACGGAGUAUUUUUUUGUUAAUUUUACAAUAGCAGUAUAAUAUCUAUGAUAUCAUGGGGUAUUGUAUAUUAUAUAUUAUGUUAUAUAUAUAACUGUAACAUUGUUCACCUAAAUAUUCGUCUCACGGGGUGUAGCGUACCAAAACUAAAUUGCGUAUUAGUAAGACUUAAUUAUUAUAUAAUAUUUUGAGAUUUGGCACAUUACAUGAGGUUGAAGUAUGGUUUGUCAGAUGUAUGGAAAAGAAAUUAAUUUAACGUAGAUUAUUCAUUCUAAAUGACAUUGUUAAACCGCAUUAAAGAUGACACCAACAAGAGAUUGUCGCAAAAUAAAUUAUAUAAAAAAUAUUGAAUUAUGGUUGGCGAGGACGACGUGAAGUAACUUGUUUCAAUUUUGUUUAAAACAGACCAACGGUUGAAGCCCAUACAGCCAGUGUUUGAUCUGAUAUCUAAUGGUAAUCAUGCAGUUUUUAUACAACCCCUCUCACGCUCGGUUAGGACUGAUUUGGCUGUCAUUCUUUUUAGUUUUUAUUAUACUUAGCUAUUAGCUGAAUAUUAUUGUAAAGGCGUUAUAGCGAACAUAGACAAUGUAGCUAUAAACUAUACAUAAAAUUAUUAUAAUAUCAAACUAACCAUGUACGAAACAUUUAUAACAAAUAAACUAUGUUAUCUA